This is a messenger RNA of Phragmites australis (common reed), 2128 nucleotides long. Its product is annotated as serine/threonine-protein kinase BLUS1. NCBI's taxonomy places the organism in Eukaryota, Viridiplantae, Streptophyta, Magnoliopsida, Poales, Poaceae. The transcript has a single exon. Bases 302 to 1867 code for a protein of 521 amino acids. Gene Ontology annotation, molecular function: protein serine/threonine kinase activator activity; ATP binding; protein kinase activity. Gene Ontology annotation, biological process: protein phosphorylation. The record is from RefSeq and is a predicted model, not a curated record.
GCACCCCUCCGUCGCAAUCAGACACCAACUUCCAUCCAAAACGAGACAACAUAGCUUCACGAGAAACCCUGCUCUGCAUGACAACACCAACCAAAGUUCUGGCCACUCUCGCUUCUUUCUUUUUGCACCUCUCUUCACAUGCAGCUUAUUUAACCGCCACCACUGCACCACAUCAGUUCUCACUUGAAGCAGCAUCCUGUUCACAACGUUCACGAGCUCAUAUUACAUAUGUGGCCCACACACUCCAACCAUCUCGCUUUCCCGCCAUAUAUUAUCGUCUCUCACUUUUGUGCUGUGCGAGAUGCUACAACUACUCUCUGUGCUCCGGCCGCCGUCAGCUAUGGCGGGUGAUGCUAGUGGCGACGGCGAAGUGAAGUACCCGCUGAACGCCGAGUCGUACCGCUUGCUCUGCAAGAUCGGGAGUGGCGUCAGCGCGGUGGUGUACAAGGCCGUGUGCCUGCCGCUCCGCUCCGCUGUGGUGGCCAUCAAGGCGAUCGACCUCGAGCGGUCCCGUGCCAACCUCGACGACGUGUGGCGGGAGGCUAAGGCCAUGACCCUGCUGUCGCACCGCAACGUGCUCCGUGCGCACUGCUCCUUCACCGUCGGCAGCCACUUGUGGGUGGUCAUGCCGUUCAUGGGUGCUGGUUCGCUGUACUCGAUUCUUUCCCACGGGUUCCCCGACGGUCUCCCAGAGCCCUGCAUCGCCGUUGUGCUCAAGGAUACCCUCCGCGCGCUGUGCUACCUCCACGAGCAGGGGCGCAUCCACCGUGACAUCAAGGCGGGCAACAUCCUGGUGGACUCCGACGGCUCUGUCAAGCUCGCCGACUUUGGUGUCUCGGCGUCCAUCUAUGAGACCACGCAGGCGAUGUCCUCGUUUUCUGGACCCCUCCAUGCGCCGUCCGCCGUUCUCAGCUCGUUGUACUUCAACGACAUGGCGGGGACGCCAUACUGGAUGGCGCCCGAGGUCAUUCACUCGCACGUCGGCUACGGCAUGAAAGCUGACAUAUGGUCGUUCGGCAUCACGGCGCUCGAGCUUGCGCACGGCCGGCCGCCACUCUCUCACCUGCCGCCAUCCAAGUCGAUGCUGAUGAGGAUCACCAGCCGCGUCCGCCUCGAGGACUCCGAGAGCUCCAAGAGGAAGAAGUUCUCCAAAGCGUUCAAGGACAUGGUGUCCUCCUGUCUCUGCCAAGAGCCAGCCAAGAGGCCAUCGGCGGAGAAGCUUCUCCGGCAUCCUUUCUUCAAGGGCUGUCGUUCUAAUGACUACCUUGCCCGUAACGUCCUUGACGCCGUCCCGAGCAUCGAGGAGAGAUGCAAGGACAUUAACAUCUGCGGCUGUGCCAGGGGUGCACGUUGCAUGUCGCCGUGCCGCCACACGAACAUCGUUAAGAACCGGCGGAUCAGCGGCUGGAACUUCAACGAGGAGAACUUGGAGCUUGAUCCAACCGAGGGGACGGAGCAGAGGUGCCUUUCGUUCGACAAAGAUGACCUCGUCGAGCGAGCAAGUAAGUCGACUGGAGAUGACGAAGAGAGGCAGACACGGCAAGGGGAGGGAAUAGGAUCUAAGGAAGUGGUUAUUCCGCAACUGAUGACAAUCUUGGAGAGUCUGGAGAUGCAGCGAGGGAUUGUCAUGCACGUAUUAGAAGGCGGAGGAUUCCACGUCGACGGCAAUGGCUCUGGCCAGACAGCUGCAAGAGAGGAGAGGGAAGAGAUGCUACUUGGGUACGUGCGCCAGCUAGAGCACAGGGUGGAGGGCCUGAGCACGGAGGUUUUGGAGGAGAUGGCCAAGAAUGCCCGGCUGGAGAAGCAGCUACAAGAGAGGGUUAAUGACAAGAAGAUAAAUUCAUCUCAGACAUCAGGGAGCAGUUGAGACAUUAGUCACUACUAACUAAUUAAAUAAUAGGGCCCGAAGUACUGGUUGUAUUUCGUGUCAUUGUAGCGGCGUUUCCUAGAUUAUAGCCAGUAUUGAGCGCCGUUCUGAAGUUGCAAUUCUGUGUUCCAAUGAAAUCUCUACGUUUGUAAGGGGUUAAGGCCACUCCCAAUUACGCAUGUGUUUCUUAGCUGAUGUCUAAGAGUACAAAGUAGUAAGAAAUUGCUAUUAAGAAAUAAACAUCUAAUGCUUGCAUGUGUU